AUGGCUCCAUUUGAGGGAAUCGUAAGGGCAGCGGCGGCAGACACGCCGUCUGUGCUCCCGGGUCUUCCAGGCUUCAAUCAGGAAAAUCUCCAGCCAUGGACUGUGCAGGUAACAGCGUCCAUGACCGUUCUGGCUCUGCUUUGCGUCGUGCUGCGUAUAGUCAGCCGAAACCUCAGAAAGCAACCUUUGGGAUGGGAUGACUACAUGAUAAUCUUCUCAAUGGGCUGGUAUCUGGUUGUUGUCGGAUUCAUCUUCGCCAUGUACGACAACGGUAUGGGCCUCCAUGCGGAUAAAGUUGAGCUUCCGAGGAUUGUCAUGAUGGCAAAAUGGUUGUUGGUUGCUGAGAUCCUGUACGCCUGGAACCUUGGCUGGACCAAGAUCAGCCUCUUGCUCAUGUACUAUCGCAUCUUCCACGUGCCAUACUUUAAGAAGAUGGCAUGGGCAGUUGGCGGUUUUGUCAUGGCGUGGGUUAUCUGCAUCACCUUCCUCUUCAUCUUCAUCUGUGUACCAGUCCAGAAGCUGUGGUACCCUGAUCUCCCCGGCCACUGCAUCAAUCAAGUAGGCACUUGGAUCGCAAACGCGUCUUCGACCAUCUUUACCGAUCUCGCCAUUCUGAUAUUACCAAUUCCCCAAAUCUGGAAUCUUCAACUUCGAACAGCAGAGAAGAUGGGCUUGACUUUUGCCUUUGGACUAGGCUUUUUCGUUGUCUUUGCCUCUGCAUACAGAACCUCAGUCCUGUUUACGUAUACGAACAAUGACCCGACCUACACUCUUGCGCCAACGGUCGGCUGGACCGUCAUCGAAAUAUCUGCCGGUAUCAUAUCCGCAUGUCUUCCUACGUUACUCCCGGUGAUUCGACUGUUUCUCAAGACAAUCGGUAUCAAGCGGAACUUUUUCUCUUCUCAACGAGGAACCAACGGCGCUUCCAACGUGAACAAGUCAAACUUGAGCAGCCUCAAUCCGAAUAAGAGCGUCAAUGCAGACUCAACGCAUAGAACGAACGGCAACAAUUUCUAUCGCCUCAACGACGAGACCGAGUCUGAUGGCAGCUUCACAAUCGACACGCAACCGGUCGUAAUGAAUUCCCAGUUCCGGCCAGACACAAAAGGGUAUAGAAAUACUAUCAAAAGCCUUCGGACCGAUGAGCUUCCGGCUGACCUUACAAGGGACGAUAUACCAUUAAGCGGAAUCCGAGUACAGACGGAGUUUAAGCAAUCCACUUCGCCUAGGUGA
Trichoderma atroviride IMI 206040 is the source of this 1233-nucleotide messenger RNA. RefSeq lists its product as uncharacterized. NCBI's taxonomy places the organism in Eukaryota, Fungi, Ascomycota, Sordariomycetes, Hypocreales, Hypocreaceae. The record is from RefSeq and is a predicted model, not a curated record.